This is a messenger RNA of Diaporthe batatas, 1755 nucleotides long. RefSeq lists its product as uncharacterized. Bases 1 to 1755 code for a protein of 584 amino acids. Gene Ontology annotation, molecular function: transmembrane transporter activity. Gene Ontology annotation, biological process: transmembrane transport. The record is from RefSeq and is a predicted model, not a curated record. Lineage: Eukaryota; Fungi; Ascomycota; Sordariomycetes; Diaporthales; Diaporthaceae. The transcript has 6 exons.
AUGACGACUCCACUCAAGGAUUCCGUGGAGGAUCACCUCCCGCCUGCGCCGCCGUUCGUAAAUUGUGUGCGGCUUGGUUUCAUCAUCAUGUUCAUGCUCGGCGGCCUCUUAUUUUCUGUGAUAGACACCACCAUAGUCUCGACAGCUCUCAUCACAAUCGCCACUGACCUUCAAAAUUUCAAGGAUAUGUAUUGGGUGGUUCUUGCGUACCUGCUGUCAUACUUGGGUUGCGCAAUUGGGUUCGCCAAACUCGCCGACCACUUCGGCCGUCUCUCAGUCUUCUUGUUCUCCUGGCUCAUUUUCUCAAGCUGUUCCCUUGGCUGUGGCUUAGCUACGAACAUGCCACAGCUAAUCAUCUUUCGAGCCCUUCAGGGAGUCGGCGGCUCAGGCCUCUACAGUCUGUCACAGAUCUCUCUGGCAGAGAUCGCGCCCCACGGAAAAAACGCUUUGAUUGGUAUGCUCAUCGGCAUCACACUCGCUACCUCAUUUGUGCUCGGCCCUCUUCUGGGCGGCGCCAUUUCUGGAGGCAACUGGCGAUGGAUAUUCUACAUGAAUAUCCCUGCCGGUUUCGUUUGCAUGUUCGGUCUCGUCGUCCUCUGGCCUCGGGACUUUGGCAGGCCACUGCAUCCUUGGCGCCAGUUCUGGAGGAUUGAUUUCAUCGGCAACAUAUUCAUCCUUGCUGCCUGUGUUCUCAUGGUGUAUAGCUUACAGCAGGCUGGUGCCAUGAUAUUUGCGUGGACAAGUGUCGAAUUUAUCACCACAUUUGUUGUGUCGCUUGUAUGCUGGGCCUUGUUCUGGGCUUGGCAGCUAAUUCUCAAGCAUUUACCAAUCCAUGUCGAGCCCGUCUUUCCCGUUCGACUUGUUUACAAUCGUGUAUAUGUUGCGGCUGUGGUCGCAAUGUUCCUUUCGGGUUACUGCUACCUGGCGAUAGUCAUCACUCUUCCAGAGCGGUUUCAAGUUGUCAACGAAGACUCGGCGCUCAUGGCAGGAGUUCAUCUUAUCCCCAUGCUCGGAGCUACUGCCCUGGGGUCCAUCAUUGCCGGGGCGUUGUCGAAGCGGAAGAACAACACUUCAAGGACCUUGGUAGCAGCUUCAUGCCUGCAGGUAAUUGGGCUUGGGCUGCUAACUACUUUCAAUGCUCCUUCGUCGCCUACCAAUCCGCAGUUCGGAUACCAGGCAGUUUUCGGUCUGGGAGUAGGCCUGACCUUCUCUUCUGCGACUAUCCUUACCAAGAUACAAGCUUCGGGCCGAGAUCACGCGGUUGCCCAGGGGGUUAUGGCGCAGGUCAGGGUCCUUGGCGGCGCUCUGGGUCUGGUGGUCUGCAAUGUGAUCUUCAAUAUUCAUCUCGAGUCUCUGGAAGCGAAGCUCUCGGCCGAGGAGAAGGACGCGCUCCACCGUUCCCCAAUGGCGCUGAUGGACGUGGGCCAAGAUGCAGAACAAGGUGUUGCGCAGGACGUAAAGGAGGUGUUUUCGACGUCCUUCCAGAGUAUGGUCUGGGUCAUGUUCUGGGUCGCUGUCGCCGAGACGGUUGCAAGCCUUUGCACUUGGGAGAUAAACCCGACUUCCCUAGACGAGAUUGACGCGGCUGCUCUGGCUCACGCACAUGGCAGCCAGAAGCAGGGAAGCAGCAGCGGUGAAAGCCACACUGAGCUUGAGGACUUGUCGCCUAUCUUUCGUGCCGCGUCUUCGCAGGCGAGCACCGGACGGAGACGGCCUCCUACGCCGUCCGCACGUGGGCUCCCAAGUCGGGUUUGA